Molecule: messenger RNA, 633 nt
Organism: Heterotrigona itama
Lineage: Eukaryota; Metazoa; Arthropoda; Insecta; Hymenoptera; Apidae
Source: the annotation of a GenBank genome assembly
AUGCCCACCUAUACAGAGCUCCUGGAGUUUCUGGAGAAGCGGGCUGACUGCGGCGUGGAGAUAAAACAAAAGAUUCCCAUCAAACAAUCUGGAUCCGACAGAACGCGGCCUUCGCGACAAGGUACAUUCGUGACCAAAAACCAACUGCAGUGCUCGGUUUGCGAGGACACAUACGGAAUCUGGGCAUGCCAAAUGUUCAGAGACAAGGGGGUCUCUGAUCGCAUCAUCAUCGUCAAAGACGCGUCAAUUUGCACUAACUGCCUGCGCGACAGUCACACAAUCGAGCAGUGUCAAUCAGGUUCGUGCCGAUGGGAACUCACCCUCAAGGACAAGGAAAUGCCCACCUAUACAGAGCUCCUGGAGUUUCUGGAGAAGCGGGCUGACUGCGGCGUGGAGAUAAAAAAAAAGAUUCCCAUCAAACAAUCUGGAUCCGACAGAACGCGGCCUUCGCGACAAGGUACAUUCGUGACCAAAAACCAACCGCAGUGCCCGGUUUGCGAGGACACACACGGAGUCUGGGCAUGCCAAAGGUUCAGAGACAAGGGGGUCUCUGAUCGCAUCACCAUCGUCAAAAACGCGUUAAUUUGCACUAACUGCCUGCGCGACAAUCACACAAUCGAGCAGUGUCAAUCA